AUGGUCUCACCCUCGAAGGCCAAACUUUCCAGGAUCGCCAGUCAGCAGCCACCGCCGCCACCUCAGCGAAAGUCGACGACAUCAAGUAAGCCAUGGGACAAUAAAGUGAAGCUGGUGAAAGGCCCGAAACCGUUGAUUCACCAUCGAUUCUUUCUGGACAUUGAACGACAUCAGAUCGCAGCGAAAAUCGAAUCGACUAUCAAACAGCUUGGCGGGUCGAUCGAGUUUUUCCUGAGCGAAAACAUAACCCACUUCAUUACCGAUAAGUACCAGCACCAACCACGGCAGGUUGGAAGCGGUGGUGGUGCAGCAGCGACUGGCGAACAACGGCCCGAGGAACGUCUUUCACUAGCCACACCCGGUGGCGGCAGCGCCUCUUCGUCGUCUCUAAUCACCCAAGCGCAAGCCCGCCAAUCGCAGCAACGUAGUGGCUCGCGCCAGCUACUAGCCCAUCAACAUCAGACCUCGCACCAGCAACCAACCCGCGGUCAAUAUGUAAAUGAUAUCGCACCGGCGACCAGUCGUACAUCGUCACCAUGUCCACCACCACCGGCAGGAGCAGCAGCAGCAGCAGCAGCAGCAGCACCACCGUCGCCAUUGGCGACCGUGCAGCAGCAGCAGCAACAGCAGGCGGUUGUUGCGUUCGAAGGAGCCGCCUCCAGCAGCGCCGGCGGCGGCUGCAGCACCAGCAUUGCAUCGGCCACAACAACCACGACACUUGGGUUUGAUGGGCGGGUUAAGGCAACUCAUCCAGCAGUACCACGGAGCCGUGCAGAUGCUAUGCUACAGUGCGUCCGCCAGCAGCAGCAGCGCCACCAACAUCAGUACCACACAUCAUCACACCAACAGCAGCAGCAGCAGCAACCGUCGUACCACUUGCUGCACUCCUCGCCACUAAACUACCAAUCACCAACGCCACCAGCGGCCACCGCCAUAAUCGGCAGUACGCCAACGAAGCGACGAAGCGAAACCACAUCGCCGUUCACCUUCUACUCGUCCUCGCACCACAAGCAACAACCGCAGUCCAGUUCUUGCCACAGUCCAGCGACCCCGGCAAGUGUCGAGCAACAGGUGGGUGUGCCGGCAACGGCACCACCGACACCGAAGCACCAGAACAGCCCCAUCCCACAGCUUGCCAGCUCUUGGGGCACACCCGUCUGGAGCCCGGAGCAGGCACUCAAGUUUCUGCGGAAAGUGCUCGAUUCGGUGCGCAACGAAAACCAUCCUCAGCAGCCGCCAUUACUCGGCGGCACUCGGGGGAGAGCAACAGCCGGAACAGCAGGAGGACGGACACACCGGCAUCAUCAUCCGCCGUCUUCUGCUUCGGUGCGCUCUCGACAUGUUCACCACCUGAAGGGUCGCUUUCUGAAGAUUGAGUCAGCCUCCAACCCGGGCCAGCAUCGGCCGUUUUAUCAGGAGUUUAAACGGUGGCCUGAUUUGCUGCUUCGCCACCCGGAGGCCGGCAAGAAGGCACCGUUUGCCGACGUUCACGAGCAGCCUCCGCCCGCAAGGCUGGUGGCCGGCGGCACCACUGGACAAACGGCUGCGGCCGCUCGAACCGGUUCACCGUUUGAUAGGAUGACACGAAAGGUCCCGGCCGGGAGAAACAUUACCGCAAAGAGUGGUGGUGCCAGUGCUGGUGACCCGAAGAACGUUAAAAAACGGGGCCCGCCGCAGCAGCAAGACGAAGGCACUGGUGCUGGUGCUGGUGGUGGUCAACAAAAGCCGGUCAAGGAUUGUGGUUACUGUGAGAUAUGCCGCAUCGAGUACGAUUCGCUGGCGGUACACGUGGAAUCGGACAGCCAUCGCGGGUUCGUGCAGAACGACGGCAACUUUCUGUCACUCGAUCGGCUUAUCGGUUCCAUCGGUGAAGCAGCCGGAGAUCAGGAUCAGGAGGCUGCCGUUGGUGGUUGGGAUGAUGAUGGUGGUGGUGCUGCUGUUGAUUUGCGUGACCUUUUCCUGCAGCAAACACAGGGAACUGGCCGCGAGGAUGCUCUUGAUCGGCCGCUGAAACUGGCCGCAGCAGAAGAAGCGCCAGCGAAGCCGCAUUAUUCAUCCGAAACAACGAAAGGAAAGCAAACGAUCGAUACGGAAGAAACAGAAGACACAGGGAAAGAAACGGAUAAAAACCUGAUUGUAGCACCAGCUACGACCACACCGAAACCGUUGUCAGUGCCCCGGAAGAGUGCUGGCGGUGGCGGUGGUGGUCUCGUCGGUGGUAGGGAGUGCGCUACAAACGUAGGACAAGCGAAACGGAAACGGAGCACGACGACGACUGAGGGCAAAAGUAAAGCGACGAAAGCAAAGUGCAGUAGUGGUGGUGAGUUCGCGGGAGACUUCUCGGAACCGACCGCCGAUGAGGACGAGGACCGAGGCAACACAACAGCAGAAUUGAUAAGACUCGCCAUCAGCAGUGUCGUGUCGUCCUUCGAAGGCGACAAUGAGAGCGGGGAUAAACGGGAAUCUACAGUGCGGUCCAAAAACAAUCGGAAAACAAUCGGUAGUGGACAAAGUAUUGCUGGCGGUGGUCCUCCGGCCGCAAGUGUUAGUGAGGAAUUAGUGGCGUUAAGCAAUCGUAGUAGUUACAAUCAGCACAAACUCGAUCCCGAUCGCGAUCGUGAAGAGGGGAACUCUGUGCAAAGAGCUCCGACGAUCCGGGAACCCGUGUCUAGGACCAGAGGACGUGGUGCAAAGUCGGCUCGCGGGAGACAGGAGCGGCGGUACAGUAAUCGACUCGCGGCCGCGGCAUCGGCCACGGAGGAAGUGACCACAACUGAAGAGCCACCAGCAGCGGAGUGUAGUUUGGGAAUGUUUGGGCGACGAUCAGCAAUUCAUCAUCAUCCGCAUAAUCAACUGAGCCAUCAUCACAAGCAUCAGAAGCACAAACCGACGACGCUCAGUGCCGCUGCUUUCCUGCCCAAGCAGCAGGAACAACCGUUUCGGGAACCGGAAUUGGAAACCUGUGCCCGAGCGGAUAGUGAAUCGGCAGCGGUAGUGAUCAGUGGCAGUGAUCACCAGCAGCAGCACCAGCAGCAGCCACAGGACGGUGGCAAUUCCUUUCAACAGUCAAGCGACGACGGCCACCACGACGAUGCUGUCGGGAUGAAAGUGAUUAGCGACUUUCGCCACGAGCCGCAGCAGCAGCAGCCACAAGUAGAGUUGAAGAAGAAGGCCGCCCCAACCGCGACGACGAACGUAUUGAUGGUCGCUGGCAUUGACGGAGAGCCACUAGUGAAGCAGCACCCGGCAGUAGCGGGUCGACGGAAAAAACGACGAGUGGUGGGUCCGAAAGCGACGGAAGAGCGAGGAACUCAGAAGCAGCCUUCACGGGAACAGGAGUCAACGAUGGGACUGAAAGCUUCCACGGCCGCCAUGAACAAACAUCAUCACUUACCACACGACGCCGGAGGUGGUGGUGGUGGCGUUGGGGCGGCCGCAGCUGCGGCGGCAGCGGCACUCCUCGAGUGUGAGGGUUUGGAUCCGAAAAACACGAAACGGAUCAGUCUGGGGCUACGACAGAACCCGAAGCGGGCGAAUUUGAACGAAGACUUUACGAGUCUGUUGGACGAGACGCUCGAACGGUCACGGAUGGGGACACCCGCAGGGUCCAUCACCACCACCGUAUCGACGGGCUGUUCGGUAUCGGCCCGGAAAGCACAGUCCCGGAUACGACACGGCGGCGGCGGGCAAAAGGCGAAGGAAAAGGCGGAGAAGAAGGUCCACGGAACCAUCACGGCAAGCGAGCACUCGCCCUCGGCAGUUUCCGCGGCCAUGACGGCGGCGGCACCGGGUGAAGCGAAACGGAUGGCGAAGAAAAACGCCUCGGCCGCCGCCCUGGAAACCAUUAAAGUACGCGGUAUACGAUGGAGAGCCCCGAGUCCGACCACCAGGCCACCGGUGAAGUCUCCGCUCCUGUACAAAGUGAUCGAUCCGGCCUCGGCGGCGGGAACUACGGCGGCGAGCUCACGGAUGGGAAGCACGAUCGAAGAGUCGACGGCGACGGAACGCAGGAAAUCAAGUGCAACGGCGGCCACCGGUGCUACACCGAUAUCGCCUAACCAGCGACGGAGUUCGGCAAAGUCGAAACAGCAGCACCAGCUGCCAACGAAAAACGGUCUGAUCGUAAAGAUUCGCCGGGUGCGCCAAUCGGAACUGAGCCUGCUGAACGACGAGGCGGAAAACUUUAUGUUUCCGAAGAAGGACGAAAGCAGCUCCGAUGCCGACACCGAUGACGAUCGGCAGACGUCGUCGGAAGGGUUCCGACAUCAGGAGGAGGGUCACCGAACGGCGACGGUGGCUAACUAUUCGAUCGAUCUCCAGAGUAGCAGCGAGUGUGAGUUAGCAAAACAGGAGGAUGACGAUGAUGACGACGAUGAGGCCACCACGAGUAGGAAGCGGAAAAAGCCUGGCUCCCAUCGGGUUGAUUCUGUUGAAAGUGAACCAUCCUCCACGUCGUCGUCCUCAUUCGCGGUCGCUCCGAGCGCUAAGCGAGCUCGACUUGAUCCGAAGGCCACAUCGAAGGCGCGUCGAAAAGCAGCUGGCGAUGAGCAGCAGGACGACCGGGCGAACCUCGAGAAAGUGGUGAUACCGGAGCAAGAUGCGGAAGAGGUUCUUCUGGAAAAGCCGGUUGCGGCUCGUCCGAUUGAGCUGCUGGAGCUGGAUACCAGCGCCGCAAGAGGAAGUCCGUCGCUGACGGCACCUUUCGCUUGCACCUGUUACGGUGUCUCCGCGGCCAAUCGCAGCAGAGGGCGCGGCUGUGGCCGUGGUGGCAGUCGCCGAGGGCGGCGUGGUCGUGGCGGGGCCGGCGGUGGACGUUGGGCCACACGAGGGCGCGGACGGAUGCCACUGUGCGUCUGUCGGAUGCAAUCGCUCGACGCAACCCGUAUGCCACCACCGGCGGCCGUUGGAGGUGGCGAAGAAUCUCAGGCCAGCAGCGUCACCGUCACACCCGCCGGCCGCAAGUCUGGUGCUUCGAAAACCAAAACGACACCACCGUUACCGAAGCCACGCAGAGGUGGUGCGGUCGGAACAGCAAAGGAACAACACUAUUUAUCAGCAGGGUCAUCAGUGGCAACACUGGCCACGGCAUGCGGCAGCAGCAGUAGCUGCGGCCCCGUCGUCGUCGGCAAGGGCAAGGAGGAUGGGAUGGGGGCAGUUUUCAAGUGGAUCAACUUUCGGAAGCGCUGCGAGGAGAUCGAACCGUAUCGGUUCGCGUUCGAGCGUGUUCCGUCGCUCGAACCGUGGUACGAAACGUUCCAGCGACAGGACGACGGUACGGAGAAGGUGUACGAGUACUUCGGCAGCACCGGCUACCGGAAACUACCGUACGAGAUGGGACCGCUACCGGCACUGAGCCAAAACUGUUGCAUACUAAACUACAAGGUGGUGGCGUGUCGUAAAUCGAACCGCAACGCCGCCUCGUCGCAACCGACGUCGUCAUCGUCGUCUUCGAUGGAACCACCAUCACCGGGCAAACAGCGAGGAGGUGCCGCGGCCGCCGCCAGUGGCAGUGGCACCAGCACAAACCGUUCCGGAGGAGGAGGAGCGGGAGAGGUCGGCGAUUUGGACACAAAGAAGUCACCCUCCUCGUCAGCGUUAUCGUCGUUACCGCUCAAGAAGCGGAAACUGUUGCUGCAACAGGAACAGUCCGCCGCCGCCAGCGGUAGCAGCACCGGAACGAGCACCUCCGUCGAUGGUGGCAGCACCAGUACCGGCACUAGCGGCAGCCGGAUAGCGCGGUUAAUCGCUGGCAGCGAUCGACCUCGGAAAUCACCCCGAGAACACGCGUCAACGCUGGCCAUUCUGAGUCUACUGUCACAGCAGCAGCAUCGAAAACGAGCAGCGGCCAUUAAAAUCCUGACCAGCCCGAAAAAGGCGACAACCACGACGGCGCAAUCUCUGCUAGCGACACGGAGCGGGCACGAUGCGGACAGUGGAAGCGCUGAGAACAACAAGCGGCGGCCUUCUUCUGCCACGGAUUGUGCGGCCAAUGGUGGUAACAUCAAGUUCGAAAAACCCCUCUUUCCGGACAGCAACUACGUCAACAGUCGCACCCUGUGCCAAGAGUUGGAUGCAUUCCUUUCCGGUGAGCUGGAGCAAGUAUGUGGUGGUCGGAGUACGCCGACCACCGUGUUGGCCACCGCCGGUGUGAAGAAGGAGCUGUUGGAUGAUGAGGACGAGGAGGGCCGAUUACCAUCACCGAGACCGUCUACGAGUGAGCUACACUCGUCGGAGUGCGGAACGAAGAUUAAAGAAGAAUCGGACGCUGAUGCGUUGCAUCUGACGCUGCCACCGUCGGUCCUUCGCCACGGUGUGGCCAUCGAGCGUCACCAUCUGCCCGUCAGCAAGCGUGAUCUGGUCGAUGUGCUGCAGACCGUCGGAACGGAACCUCCGCUUAGUCUGAAGCUUGUGCAGCGUUGUGAGACCGUGCUGAAGAAGAUCGUACAGUUUGAUCGUAAGCCUCGCUCGAUGCUUUCGUCGAACGGUGGCUUUGGACCGACCGUCGGCCUGCGGUUGUUCGAGGGUGGCUCCAGUCGAUCACCGGUCUGUGGUGGUGGCGUUGGCCAUGGCGGUGGCACUGGGGCGGGUGGAUCGUUCCUAAAGAAGCGCAUCAAUCGGACGGGGUGGCCAACGAACAAGCGCAAAAUUGGCACACGAACGCGGCAACAGCUGCGACUGGGUUCGAAAGAAACGGAAACCGAGGUGUCGGUGGAAGAAAACUCGGAAGACGAAAAGGCGGCGACACAGGAACAACCCGGAGCAGUGGUGGAUGAUGAAGAAGUCGAUCAGCCGGUCGAUGAUGCGGAUGAUGAUGAUGACGCGAGCGAGGAAGAGGAGGAAGAUGAAGAGGAGGACGAGGAGGACGAUGAUGGCGUGGAAACGGUGAUCGAGGAUCGAUCACCACCACGACGGCAGCGAGGGGGACCGUGCAGGAAGCACCGUGCGGCUCAAAGUAGUAUUAAUAGUAGCCAUGUUGUUGUAGUAAGCCAUGAAAAGACUCAUCACCGAGGAACGGUGAGGCCGCAGGAGAACGGUCCCGUGGAGGAGCAGCAGGAGGUGGUACUGGUGGAAGGGAAGGAAGAGGAUCGAAGCUGUCAUUCCGAGACCCGGGAACAACCGCGCGGUCGUCGGAGGCGGAAAAGUAGUAGCGCCUCGGUGGCAAAGCAGCAGCAACCGCCGCCACCCGAGGUGAGUGGUGAUCGUGGCCAGAUUGAUGACGACAAACAAGAGGCUGCGGACAUCGGCGAACCACGGCGGCCAAUGUUGUUCGAUUCGAUGCCAACGUUACGGGCGGCGCUGAUGCGUGACAAUAGCAGUCAAUUGCUGCAAAAACCGCACGGUUCCGUACCAUUGCCAUCGUCGCUCCUCUCACCAACUUCGUCCGUGCCAAAGCAUCCGAGUGACCGUUCUUCUGAAUCGUCGUCGGCGGUGGAAAGUGAACGGAGGAGUAGCUGCAGCGGAUCAUCAUCGUCGGUAGUUCCGCCACCAGCUGGCAAUCGGGGUCCAACCGGCAAUCCGACCACCGGUGGUGGCAAGUAUGUGACAAAAACGACGACCACCAUGACGCGUGUCGAUUACGAUGGAGCAUCAGGCCACCCGGUGCAGCAGGUCCCUAACACCAAAAGCCCUUCCUCGAAGCGAAAAUCCGGUGACGGCGGUGCGCAUCAGGAGGAAAGCGCUUCUGCGUCGCGGCCACUGGGCGAUGGUGGGACAGUUUCGGUCGAGCCGGUAGUGACGGUACGAACAGGCCAGCAACAGCGUCAUCAGCGUUCGGUUCCGGAGGAUGACGACAAGGAGUGCGAUUCGAUCAGCUCACGGAGUAUCUUCGUGAGCGAUGACUGUGAUACGACCUCUUCGUCGACCUUCGUGAUAACGGAAGAGACCACCGGCUCCCAACAGCACCACCACCAUCGGGUUGAUCCGAGGCUUGAGGAGCACCGCCGAAAGGAAGAGAGUUCGGAAAAUGAAGACGAGGAGGACGAGGACGAAGAGGAGCAGGACGAGCAGCUGCUGUUGGUGGCCACCGCCGAGUCCGGCAGUAGCAGUCAGCGGCAACGGCAACAACGGCGUCGCGAUGGUUCGCUGAACCAUCGAUCCCCUCGAACACCGAGCGAACGGAUACGGAACAAAAUGGUCAAGAAUCGAAGGAUGGCUCUCCUGAAUCGUCGGUUGGCCACGACUGUAGCGGUGGCCCCAUCCCGGACGACGGUGGUGAAACUUUCGCCCGCGAAGCUAACCGUGCCUACCAUCACUAACACUACUCAGUCUACGCAGACGAUCCUGGCGAAACGGCGCACACAACAGCCGGCCUCGCUUCCGCCGCCACCCCCCGUGAUGAUGAUGCCUCUGUCGCCGCCGCUCACCACCUCGACCUCUUCGUCUUCUUCUUCAUCGUGCGCCGACGAUAAACCGAUGUCUCCGGCAGCAGCGACCACCGUGGUUAGUGGUGUCUCAUCGAAAGAGGAUGCGCCGGUUCCGGAAUCGCUCGUGACACCGACCGUGGUGGCCGUCAUUAGCCCACCGUCAUCGAAGGUGAAAACACGUUCUUCGAGCAAACGAGGUGGCGGCCGGAGUGCGACGACGACAGCCGGUCGUGGACGUCGAACGUAUCGCGCCGCGGCGACGAACACCGGACUCGGAACGAAAGACACACUCUUUGAGGCCGCGACGACGAUCCCCAUCCCGUACGUAAGGCUCGUGAAGACGCCGUUUCCCAUCGGACCGCUGUCACCAGCUGAGCCUCCUGCACCACUCGAAGACAGUCCAUCGGCGCCAGCACCGAAAGGGUCUCCGUCGAGAAGGGUGAAGAAAUCCGCUUCCAGAGUGAAAUGCGGUCGCCGAAGGCAGCUGCAGGUUGUUGAACCAGAAGCAGAAGCAGAAGAACAAGCGGUUCCCGUGAAGAAGCGACGGAAAAAGCAGCACAUUGUUCUAAAGGAAGAGCCGGCCGACGACGACCUCCCAAACCAAAACGCCCGGCGUCCGACGGCGGCACCCAAAGAGCCAGAAUCGGCGACGGUGAUGGAAUGCGGCAGAGACAAGUGCCGGUCGCUAACACCGCCACCGCGCGGAAAGCGUCUGAAGCUGAAGGUACUCAAUCACACCAGCAGCCACUUCACUUACGAAACCCUCAGCCUGGCACCGUUUGUGGUCGAAAACGGCGUCGAUAACCCUGAUUCCGAUGACGACGACGAUCAGGAUCAGGACGAUGAUGUGAAUGUUCCGGCCGUGAUGUCACCGGUUCACCAGGUGGACAUUGAGCAGCUGCUGGAGGAGCAUUUGGUGGAAGAGGUAAAGGGUGGUACGGUCGAUGAGGAGGACGAUCCGGAAGAUGAGCGCAUCGAAAUGCUCGAAUUGAUGGAAGUGGAAGACGAUCACGACGACGACGACGGUGAUCAUCUGAUGGCCAACAAUCGACACGGAGUCGAAGAUGGGGAAGAGCCUGAUGAGGACGCGUUCCUGACCGGUGACGAAGUGGAACUGGAGGAAGAGGACGAUGCUCGAGCGGUGGUCAAUCGCAUCACGAACGAUGAUCAUCCGUACGCCAACAGCAGUUCCGAUGACCAUCGGCGUUACCAGAUUAAUCGUCACCACCAACACCAUCAUCAUCAUCGGCGGCACGAGAGCGGUCAAUCGACGGAUGAGGGCGAGGACUCAUCACCGGAGUAUGUGGAGGUCGAAGAGCUGGAGGUACACGACGACGUGGUGCUGGAAGAGGCGAAUGACCUCGAGGAAGAACAACUCGCCGAAGAGGAGGAGCAUGAAGAAGAGGAAGAGGAUACCGACGAGGAUGACAGUGGGACAACAGAGGAAGUGAUCCAUCACCAUCACGUCGUACAGGAUUCCCUGCGGAAGUAUCCGGCACCAGGAAGAGGUACGGUGGUGCCGGUCGCGAGGCACAAUAAAGUGACAUCGCCGAACGAAGGGCACGUAGUUGUCCCCGCAUCCAGUUCGACCACCACCCUAGUGAGUCCGAAUAAGUACAGUCCGCGCAAGCUGCGGAAACCGCGUGGCCGUUGGUAUCGGGAAAGAUGAGCUACAGCAGCCGCGAAACCAUACAAUCGGCACCACCACUAUCAUCAUCAGCACCAUCAUCAUCAUCAGCAUGAUGUCCUUGUGCUGCCUGCGUAAGAUACGAAGAGUGUGUGUGCUAACAACCCUCUCGAUUCCGGAGCCGGAGCGAUCCCGUACGCCCGAUUUGCUUUUAAACACCAUCGGCGACCGCCACACGUUUCGGUUCGGAUCGUGAUCGUUUGAGAGAGAGAAGAAGAGACCGAAGGCCAUUGAAUGUUGUUUGUGUAGCGCGCGAUCCGUUUAUACAUCCUUAAAUUGAAUGUUUCGUUUUUGUCCACACAAACCCCCGAGUGUAUAGCAUCAAAUAGGUGAGGUCGUAAAUGUCUAUAGGUUUCUUUUUGUAAUUCUUAUAAUCCAUGUUUUUUUGCCGCCCUUUCGGUUUCCGAAGUUAGCGUUAGAGGAGGUAGAGGGUCAGUUCUCCAAAAACCCCCCGAUCUGUCGUCGUUUACUGUGGGACCGUCCCCAUUAUUUCGUUCAUCGAUUAUAAUUACUGUAAAUUUAUUUUAUUUUACAACAAAACCCGCGCACGGCAAGUGAAAACUUUUGGAUCUUUCGCCCGUGAGGGACAGAGUAUUAGGGGGAACAUCCGACCGAAGUGGGUGAAGCUCAUUUGGGUAGAUUGUAGGUGUAUAGGGCAUCUGAAACUAUAGAAGAAGAUCUGGCCUCCGGAGGUGUCCGAAUUCGUGGUGUGGUUCACACUCAUUUUCUUCUCCGCGCACCCUGAUCCGAGGCAAGGAUAAAAAAAACGCGAGCGAUCGAGGGGAGAAGGAAAAUCUGUAAAGAACGAUGCUCUCCUAAUGGGGACGAAGAUAGAAAACUAAGAGAAAAAACGUUUAAGUACCAUAUAAAUGUGUUGUUAAGUGGACAGUAGAAGCGCGCGUCAAGAAACAAACUGUUUGGACGGAAAGGACCACACGACGCGGCGCAGAUGACGAAAACAAUGAUGGAAGGAAAUGAAAUGAAGCGAACGUUUCGUAAAAAAGAAAAAUUAUGUUUUCAUUUAUUUUGUUUUGUUAGCCUAAGCGAUUUCGAUCUCGACGGCGGCGGCGGUGAAUACAGGAACCAGGAAUUUUGGCGGAUUUAACCCCCUUUGUUUCUAUUAUUCUUUUCCCAUCGGUGGUUUUUGCUAAACAGCUAAACAGAGUUUCUUUCUCGCGUGUCUUCGCCUCUAGCUAAUAAUGUUACAUUUUCCUACAACAGACAGUGGUCGUGCGUUGUCCUCCAGUUUUUUGUUGCCUUCCAGGUGGCCAAGUUCCAAUACGGUGCCGGUGUCUUAGGAGAGACAGUGUUUCAGUUAUCCUUCUCGUAGCACAAAUUUUGUUGAUCCGUUGUGCCGUUUCCCUGACAACGGUGCGUGGCGUUAUAAUUGUUCCCCCGGCGAGCUUUGUGGAUUGCAUCGUUACUACGUAGGCCUGUAAGCAACAAGUAAGCCGUGACAUGACACGGAAGGGUUACAUUCCUUUUGGUGCUGGCAAGUUCUCGCCCGCAGUUCGCUUUUAUCCGAUAUAGUGUUGUAAAAAGAGAAGAAAACUCUGCAGGUGAUGAGACUGGCUUUUCUGGCUACAGAAGAAACUACAAGCGCAUUUUGGAACAAACGAGUGCCACACACGAGGAGGAGGAGGAGCCCAUAGAAGGCUGCGAAAGAAAGAAAGAAACUACGAAACAAACCCCCUAGACAAACACACAUACCAUUUAUUAUCUGUGCAAGUUAAGAAUAGAGGAAGAGGAAGCGGCUAAACGCCGAACGACGGUCAAAAAAAGGGCGAAGACUUUUCAGAAAACUAAAAUUUAAUCACGACAAAACAAAACAAACU
This is a messenger RNA of Anopheles cruzii, 11885 nucleotides long. RefSeq lists its product as uncharacterized. Gene Ontology annotation, cellular component: nucleus; Dbf4-dependent protein kinase complex. Gene Ontology annotation, molecular function: nucleic acid binding; protein serine/threonine kinase activator activity; zinc ion binding. Gene Ontology annotation, biological process: regulation of cell cycle phase transition; positive regulation of nuclear cell cycle DNA replication. The transcript has 8 exons. Lineage: Eukaryota; Metazoa; Arthropoda; Insecta; Diptera; Culicidae. The record is from RefSeq and is a predicted model, not a curated record. The coding region runs from base 1 to 10032 and encodes 3343 amino acids.